Molecule: messenger RNA, 2688 nt
Organism: Scomber scombrus (Atlantic mackerel)
Lineage: Eukaryota; Metazoa; Chordata; Actinopteri; Scombriformes; Scombridae
Gene: dcaf15
Product: DDB1 and CUL4 associated factor 15
Exons: 13
Coding region: 11-1963 (650 amino acids)
Biological process (GO): protein ubiquitination
Cellular component (GO): Cul4-RING E3 ubiquitin ligase complex
Source: RefSeq, a predicted model, not a curated record
UCAGUGGGAGAUGGCGCCCAGCUCGAAAUCAGAAAAGGACGAUGGCAAACACAAAGCGCAAAGAAAACAUAAAGACCAUGUCGUGAAGCUCCUCAUGCGGGGGAAGCUGUCAGGACAGUUUUCUCAGCGCCUAUUCAGGAAGCUCCCACCUCGGGUGUGUGUCCCAUUAAAGAACAUUGUCAGCGAGGAGUUCCUGAGAGCAGGACAUAUCUUUCUUGGCUUCACCAAAUGCGGCCGCUACGUCCUGUCCUACACCAGCGACUGCGGAGAAGACGAUGAUUUCUCUUUCUAUACUUAUCAUCUGUAUUGGUGGGAGUUCAACCUGCACAGUAGACUCAAACAGGUCCAUCACGUGCGACUGUUUGCAGGCGAAGAAAUCUACAGUGACCUGUACCUUACUGUGUGCGAGUGGCCAAAUGACCACUCCAAAAUAGUCAUUUUUGGCUUCAAUACACGCAGUUCAAACUCGGUUCUGAUGAACUUGAUGAUGAGUGAUGAGAACAACAGAGACAUCUACAUCACCAUCGCCUCCAUGCCUCCUCCUAAACCUUGCUCUGUCUGCUGCCCAGUUCCCUCAGCCACGACAAUACGCACAGGGAGUGGUGAGUGUCUGGAGCAUGGCUAUGUGCUCAACAGCAGGUACCAGGUGGUGUACCCGUUUCCUACUUUCCAGCCAGCAUUCCAGCUGAAGAAGGACCAGGUCAUCCUGUUAAACACUAGCUACUCUCUGGUGGCUUGCGGCAUCUCACUCUGCCAAGGAAAGCAGGGUCAGUCGUCGCAGAUCCUCUACACAAAGAGAGCAGCUCUGUCAAGUCAGGCUUCCGUGUCGCUCUCCCCCACCUCGUCAGCCUGCUCUUCGUCCUCACUACCUCAGGGAUCUCCCGACAGCCGGCCGCCACCUAGCAGGCCCACUCCGUUACCCUCGUCUCCCAGCCAGUCGCAAGCGGCCGCCCGAGCCCGAGAGUUUGCGGCGGACCUCUUCAGGCGAGCCCAGGGAGGAGCAGGAAAAGAAAAAGAAGGCCAGGUAGAAAGGAGAACUGCAGACACUGGCGAAAAAGAGGCAGCGCAGACUUCAGCGGACAAAGCGACAAACUUAGAGACUCGGAGAGAGGAGCAGGACUGUAGAGAGAGGCGGGAGGAGGAAAGACGGACUAGUUUACCACAAGCGUCGACAUCAGGUGGGAACCACAGUUUGCCGCCCAGCUCUGAACAAGUGAUGUCUCCCGCCUCGUCCUCCUCCUCUUCCACCUCAUCGCCUUCGUCCCCUUCGACUCCGUCCUCAUCCCAGGAUGUCGGCCCCAGCGAGCCUGGAUAUGUCAAUUACUCAUGCCUGCACUAUCGCCUCCAACAGCCAGGGGCAGCGGAGCAGAAUACAGGAGGUGCAGCAGGUUAUGAAGACGAUAAAGUUCAGCUACCCUUCACAGUCACUGAUCUCAAAGGACGGAACCUGCAGCUGGUCACCGAGCCACACGACGGGCAGAGUGUGUGUGUGGAGCAGUUGACUCUGGACUUUGAGUAUCUUAUCAACGAGGUGAUUAGGAGCGACGCUGCCUGGGCCCCACAGUUCUGCUCCUUCAGUGACUAUGAUGUUGUGAUAUUAGAGGUGUGUCCAGAGACCAACACCGUGAUGAUCAACAUUGGGCUGCUGUUACUGGCCUUUUCCACCUCAGACGAGGAGCACUGCAGGCCGAACACCUACCAUUCCAACCUGCAGGUGAGCUGGGAUCUAAACACAGGUGUGUGUUGCACGGUGGGUGUCGGUGACCUCACAGAAGUAAAGGGUCAGACCAGUGGGAGUGUGUGGAGUUCUUACAGGAAGUCCUGUGUGAACACAGUGAUGAAGUGGCUCGUUCCUGAGAGCAGCUCCCGAUACAUCAAUCGCAUGACCAAUGAAGCUUUACAUAAAGGCUCGUCCCUUCAAGUGCUGGCAGAUAGUGACCGAUGCACCUGGAUUGUAUUGUGAAGAAGGAAGCGCGCCAAAGCUACAGAAACAAAAGUGACACAUACACACACACGUUGACAUGGCCUCAUCUUCAGUAUGGAGCUCGACCUCAACAUGGAUAAAACUGCACGCGUUCAGCGACUGUGCUUUGGUAACAAAUUAAAACCGAACAAAGAUGGCUCUAGAUGUGAUACUGUAAAGAUGAAGAUUUAUAGACGAUCUGUGUUUAAUUUUCUUUUUUCUUUUUUUUUUCUUUUUUUGUUAUGUACUGUAUUAUUGCAAACACCAAAACCAAGAGCUGGACUGGACGGAGAUUUAAUUUUUACAUUUAGUUUUUAUACAUAAGGGCAUACUCAUGUCGUGCAAGUAUUUUUUUUUUUUUUGUGAACUUAUACAAACCUGCACCUGUGUGACGUCCGCAAGGUGAUUUCAUCCCGAGAACCAAGUGCGUGUACGUAUGAGCGUGUGCAUGUUUUUAAUGUAAGUUGACAGAUUCAGCUGCUUCUGAACAAGUCGUUUCCUCACCUAACCUGGACCCGUUCGGUCUAGCUGUGUCAGUUCAUAAGACUGCAGUAUUUAUCAAAGCGAGACGCAGUGAACCCCUGUACCGCAUCACUGCACAUCUUUUUGUACACCCGUCGUCGCAGUAGAAGGUUGUUGGGGGGUCACCUGCUUCGCUGGCAUGGAAGUAAGACUAUGUUCUUUUAGGAUAUUUUGUCAAAAUAAAUGUUCGAAAAAUUUGUUGU